Chenopodium quinoa (quinoa) is the source of this 2018-nucleotide messenger RNA. Its product is annotated as GTP cyclohydrolase 1-like. The record is from RefSeq and is a predicted model, not a curated record. The coding region runs from base 258 to 1625 and encodes 455 amino acids. Gene Ontology annotation, molecular function: GTP binding; GTP cyclohydrolase I activity; zinc ion binding. Gene Ontology annotation, biological process: tetrahydrofolate biosynthetic process; tetrahydrobiopterin biosynthetic process. NCBI's taxonomy places the organism in Eukaryota, Viridiplantae, Streptophyta, Magnoliopsida, Caryophyllales, Amaranthaceae. Gene Ontology annotation, cellular component: cytoplasm. The transcript is spliced from 2 exons.
UUCAAGCUAUUCUCUCAUAAAUAAUUUAUCAAAAUGUUAUAACUUAUUAUAAGCCAUCACAUGAUUUUCCAUCCUAAACAUUUCUUGCACUAGCUACAUAAAUGUUACGUAUAAAAAAAAAAUAAAAAAAAAUAAAAAAAAAAUAAAAAAGUUGUGAUUAUCAUCGAAUUAUUACUUAUUAGGCUAUAUAUAUAGGUGUUGGGUUUUGCUUUCUUUAAUACAAGGAAUUAUUAUUUUUUUUCUUGUGUUUUGAGUCAAUGGGGGGUUUGGCUGAGCACAAUUGUGAAGUGAUGCUAGAAAACACAUUGAAAGUGAGUUGCAUGAAAAUUGGUGUUGAAGAAGAACCAGAGAUUCAGGCUGCUGUGAGAGUUUUAUUGGGAGGCUUGGGUGAAGACGUCAACCGCAAAGGUAUCAAGAAGACCCCGCUUCGUGUUGCCAAGGCUCUCCGAUAUGCAACUAGAGGUUACAAACAGAACGUGAAUGACAUUGUGGAAGGUGCUCUAUUUCCUGAAGCUGGUCUUGAAGAUGAUAAAGUUGGCGAGGCAGGAGGAACUGGGGGCAUUGUCAUUGUUCGAGAUCUCAAUCUUUAUUCAAGCUGUGAAUCUUGCUUGCUACCAUUUGAAGUGAAAUGCCAUGUGGGUUAUGUUCCAUCUAGGCAAAGAGUUGUCGGCCUUAGCAAACUUUCUCGGGUUGCUGAUGUCUUUGCUAAGCGCCUGCAGGAUCCACAGCGUAUGGCAGAUGAAAUUUGUUUAGCUUUGCAGUGUUCCAUCGAGCCAGCUGGUGUUGCUGUUAUCCUUGAGUGUCUUCACAUUGAUUUUCCUACUUUAGAGUCUACCAUAGUUGGUCCAUCCCAAGAAGUGUGGAAAAAGGCGGUGGUAUCCUCAGGCUCAGGUGUUUUUGAAAACAAAGAAGCUGGCAAUGAUAUGUGGACUGAGUUUUUCGGGCUUCUGAAAAUGAAAAGCUUAGCUGACAGGAUUCAGAAGAGUAUGUGUACCGGUCAUUGGUGCCCAUCCCAGGCUCCCUCAAUCAGUGUAAUUCCACCUGAUAUGGUCAGUGCAGUUGCUACAAUUCUUAGGACUUUGGGUGAAGAUCAACUAAGGAAAGAACUUAUUGGUACUCCUGCUCGAUUCCUUAAUUGGCUGUUAAACUUUCAGGCUCGUGAUUUUAAGAUGAAGCUGGAUGGUUUUGCAAGUAAGAUAUGGGAACCUCGGAAAUCAGAUGGUGAUGUAAAAGGCAACAUGAAGAUCCAUUCUGAGCUGAACUUGCCGUUAAGGUCACAGUGUGAACAUCACUUGCUUCCAUUCUAUGGAGUAGUGCAUGUAGGCUACUUUUCUGCUGCAGGAAUGAAUCCUAUAGGGAAGACCAUUCUUCAGUCUGUUGUGCACUUCUAUGGUUCCAAGCUACAGGUGCAGGAGAGGCUCACCAAACAAAUUGCCGAAACUAUGGCACCUCUUCUUGGUGGAGACAUAAUAGUCGUAGCUGAGGCUAGUCAUACAUGCAUGCUUUCUCGAGGUGUUGAGAAGUUUGGGAGCAGCACAGCCACCAUUGCAGUUCUUGGUCGAUUUUCAACUGAUCCAAAAGCUAGGGCAUUGUUUAUGGAAAGCCUUCCCUUUACUGAGCUCUAGUCAUGAUUCUCAUGAAUAAUGCUUUUAACAUUUGCUGCUUGUUUGUUUAUUAUGUAUAUUUUGUUAUAUCAAUUUGCCCCUUGGAAGACAGUGAGGUUUUGUGCACAACUGGUUGUAUCGUACUUGCUUGUGAUGAUUCCAUCAAAAUCUGUUUACUUACAUUGAACCUCCAAAAUAAUCCGUAUUAUUUAGUUACUACUCUGCAUGAGAUUGUUAAAACCUCACUAUAUGUAGCAACUCACGAACAACUGAACAAGCACGACCAAAUAUGGAACAGAAGCAAUAGCUGCAAAAACCAGCGCCUUUCUGUAUUGCCUAAAUACAUGAAUAGCCGAGUAUCUCAUCAAAUCUUUGAUUCCAAUUUACUCAAAAGCUGAACUGUAACUGCUUGAG